Brachypodium distachyon (stiff brome) is the source of this 1738-nucleotide messenger RNA. RefSeq lists its product as uncharacterized. NCBI's taxonomy places the organism in Eukaryota, Viridiplantae, Streptophyta, Magnoliopsida, Poales, Poaceae. The record is from RefSeq and is a predicted model, not a curated record. The coding region runs from base 1 to 1413 and encodes 470 amino acids. Gene Ontology annotation, molecular function: protein binding. The transcript has 3 exons.
AUGAAAGACCUAGCCGACGGCACAGAGUCAAAGGUGGCGGCGAAAAUCAAAGGCGGGAAACAACGGCGGCGGAAGCGGGUGGAACAAUGCGGGUUGAAAUUUCAGCGUGCCAAAGGCUUCGGAGCAAAUGAGAGUGUCUCACUGCGGAAGACCAGACGCAAAACCAAAGGAAAAACCCCAGCUUCCUCUUCCUUGUCCACCUCGGUUCCUUCCCCACCGCCGAUGGAGCCACAGGCGACGAUCGAUGUCCUCACCGAUGACGCCAUCCGCGACAUUCUCCGCCGUCUCUCCCUCGCAGACCUCCUCCGCUCUGCCCUCGCGAGCCAUCACUGGCGCCGCCUGGCCGCCCGCUGCCUCCCCCGCGCCGCUCCACACCUCGGCUACUUCUUCCACCCGACCGCCAUCGGUCCCCCAGCGCCUAUCCCGGACCCCAAGAUUAUCGAUACACCUGCCGAGUUCGCUCCCCUCGACGCCUCCUCGCCGCGCCUCUCUCUCGACUUCGCCCCGGACGCCUCCGUCUUCAAGGUCUACGACUCGCACCAAGGCCUCCUGCUCUUGGAGCCGGUCGUGAUCCUCCCCAAGGGGAUCAUCCCCCGCUUCCUCGUCCUCGACCCGGCCACCCGCCGCCGCACGCUCCUCCCGCCGCCGCCGCGUGACACGGUGCCCGGCGACCGCCGCUGGCGCCGCACCAGGCACUACGUCGGCUCCGCGCUGCUCUCCCGUGCGCACCCGAGCAAGCUCUGCUUCGAGGUCAUCUGCUUCGCCAUCGACGAUGGCCACCCGCGCGCCUGGGUCGCGUCCGUCGACAACGGCGAAUGCUGCUGGCGCGCGCUCCCGCGGGACAAGGAGCUCCUGGUCGAUUUCGACCCCUGGUGGUUCGAGGGCCGCUGCGUGCACGCCGCCGGGAAGAUCUACUGGCACAUCUGCAACUCCGUCCACCGCUUUCUCCAACUUGACACGGCCACACUCAAGUUCUCCUACCUGCCAGUGCCGGCCGUUCUGGGCUACCGUUUCGCCAAGUACCGCAUCGGGGAGACGCCGGAAGAUGGACGGCUCUGCAUAGUGACCGAUGGCGAGAAGCAGCUGCAGCUCUGGGUGCGCGGGGAGGCCAGGUGGAGCGACAAUGGGUGGCUUCUCGAGAGGAAAAUUGUGGACUUGCGCGUUUUGUGCGACUCUGUGCCGGGCCUGACCAGCGACCCCAGACUCAGGCUGCUCAGCGUGUGGCCCACGGACAUGGACGCCGCUCGCACCGGGAAGGUUUUCAUCAAGACCUGGGGAUUCGGGACCUACUCCUUCCAUCUGGACACCGGCAAGCUGGAGCGCCUGUCGAGUAAAGGUGGCAAAGACUACGGGCACCCCAUCUUCGCCUACUUCCUCGCAUGGCCUCCUGCGUUCCUCGCCUCAGACUACUGACUUUUCGUCGGAUGGUGACUUGUAAGGCAUUGGACGAUUGACGUCAGCUAGCAUCCUUUUGUUUCUGGAUCACUACUCUGUACUGCCAUCUUCCCAUCACUCGGCAGACCAUGAAGCUCAAAGUAACUCAUGCUCUAUGAGACUAUUUAAGCAAUUAGAUGAGAUAUUCAGUGACAGUGACGCGUACUGUCAAAUUAUGCUUUUAUUUGGAGGAGCCACGGUUUUGCUCAUAGAGUAUUCAGUACGUAACAUUUAUGGCAUGUCGACUCUAAUUUCAUUAUCCUUGUUCUCAUCGAGCUAUUUGAAUUAGGUGUUAUGAUUUAUC